This is a messenger RNA of Centruroides sculpturatus (bark scorpion), 441 nucleotides long. RefSeq lists its product as uncharacterized. Lineage: Eukaryota; Metazoa; Arthropoda; Arachnida; Scorpiones; Buthidae. The transcript has 2 exons. The record is from RefSeq and is a predicted model, not a curated record. Bases 1 to 441 code for a protein of 146 amino acids.
AUGGCCAGUUGUCAAACAUCAGAAAAGCCCAUUCCCUCUCAUUCUAUCGACGUCAUAUUGGGAUUGAGGAAAUGUUCAAACGAUUAUGAAUAUAUUUCCGGUACAGAAAUGGACUUUUUGAGAAGAUCUGCUCGAUGUUCAAAAUUAGAUAGAGUAAGAAAUGAGGACAUUAGGAAAAAAUUGGAAUAUCAAAAUUUUAUAGUCGACUAUAUUCAUAACAAACAAUUACCUGGAUAUGGCCAUGUUCGGAGAAUGGAAGAGGGUAGACCGGCAAAACAGAUAUUAGAAUGGAUCCCUGCGGGCAGAAAGAGGAGAGGAAGACCGGGGACUACGUGGAUAGAGGAGAUACAAAAAGCUUUGGAUCACAGGAGACUGACAGAGGAGGAGUGUCGAGACAGAAUAGAAUGGAGGAGAAAAGUUUGGGCAAGGGAAGAUGCUUAG